AUGUCGACAACAACUGGUGCCUUCAUCGCCGGCGGCAUCGCCGCAUGCGGCGCUGUAACGGCCACUCACCCCUUCGAGACGGUCAAAAUCCGCAUGCAGCUCCAAGGCGAGCUCCAAACCAAAGGCGCCCAGCCGCACCACUACCGCGGCCCGCUCCACGGCGUGUCCGUCAUCGUCCGCAACGAAGGCCUGCGCGGCAUCUACCGCGGCAUCGGCACCGCCUACGUCUACCAGGUCCUGCUGAACGGGUGCCGCCUGGGGUUUUACGAGCCCAUGCGCACGACGCUGGCGCAACUGUUUUUCCAGGAUACGUCGGUGCAAAACUUGGGGGUGAAUCUGUUCAGCGGUGCGGCGUCGGGCGUCAUUGGUGCGGCGGUGGGGAGUCCGUUUUUCUUGGUUAAGACCAGACUGCAGAGUUUCAGCCCUUUUUUGCCCGUGGGCACACAGCAUCGGUAUCGGAACGCGGUGGAUGGGUUGAGCCAGAUUUAUAAGAGUGACGGUGUGGUAGGGCUGUGGAGGGGUGUGGGGGCCGCCAUGAUCCGGACGGGCUUUGGGUCUUCGGUGCAGCUGCCGACGUAUUUCUUUGCGAAGCGCCGGCUGAUGCGGCAUCUGGGUAUGGAGGAGGGCCCAUCGCUCCAUCUGGCAAGUAGCACGGCCAGUGGCUUUGUCGUGUGUUGUGUGAUGCAUCCACCGGACACCAUCAUGUCCCGCUUGUACAACCAAAACGGCAACCUGUACCAGGGCAUUUUCGACUGCCUGGCCAAGACCAUCCGCACCGAGGGCUUCUUUGCCAUUUACAAGGGCUUCCUGCCGCACCUGGCCCGCAUCCUGCCGCAUACCGUCUUGACCCUCACCUUUGCCGAGCAGACCAACAAGCUGGUGCGUAAGGUUGAGGAGCGCUUUUUUGCCGUCGAGGCGAGACAAGCAAUGUAA
Molecule: messenger RNA, 933 nt
Organism: Thermochaetoides thermophila DSM 1495
Lineage: Eukaryota; Fungi; Ascomycota; Sordariomycetes; Sordariales; Chaetomiaceae
Product: putative mitochondrial oxaloacetate protein
Exons: 3
Coding region: 1-933 (310 amino acids)
Source: RefSeq, a predicted model, not a curated record